Molecule: messenger RNA, 1171 nt
Organism: Ilex paraguariensis (yerba mate)
Lineage: Eukaryota; Viridiplantae; Streptophyta; Magnoliopsida; Aquifoliales; Aquifoliaceae
Source: the annotation of a GenBank genome assembly
AUUGAGGAAUGGCAGAUGGAAUAUCUAAUUUCUGGGGCCCUGCCACGUCCACCACUGAGUGGUGUGAGCAGAACUACGUGUACUCUCCCUAUGUUGCGGAGUUUUACAACACCAUGUCAAAUAUCCCAUGCAUUCUUUUGGCACUCAUUGGUCUUAUAAAUGCCUUGAGACAACGAUUUGAGAAAAGAUUUAGUGUCCUUCACUUAUCAAAUAUGAUACUCGCCAUUGGGAGCAUGCUAUAUCAUGCCACUUUGCAGUGGGUGCAACAGCAAUGUGAUGAAACACCAAUGGUGUGGGAAAUGCUCCUAUAUCUCUACAUCCUCUAUUCACCAGACUGGCAUUAUCGGAGUACUAUGCCCACAUUUUUGUUCCUAUACGGUGCAGUUUUUGCCAUUUUACAUUCACAGGUCCGUUUUGAUAUUGGAUUUAAGCUGCAUUAUAUGUUACUCUGCCUUCUUUGCAUCCCUAGGAUGUACAAAUAUUACAUUUACACAGAAGAUAGAUCUGCAAAAUGGCUCGCAAAGUUAUAUUUGAUCGCCUUAUUGCUUGGGAGUCUUUGUUGGCUUUGUGAUCGUCUGUUCUGCAAGAAUAUUUCUUGCUGGUACUUCAAUCCCCAAGGUCAUGCUUUGUGGCAUGUCUUCAUGGGUUUUAACUCAUAUUUUGCAAACACAUUCCUGAUGUUCUGCCGUGCUCAGCAACGAGGAUGGGACCCAAAAGUUAAGUACCUCAUGGGCUUUUUCCCCUAUGUGAAGAUUAAAAAACCGAAGAUCCAGUGAAAGAAAUUUCUGCUUGGAAAAGCCAAACCUCUCACACUUUGGAGGUAGGGGCGUGAUUUUGGACAUGUAAGCUAAGGCAAGUAGUCAAUUAUUUUUGGUUUCCUCUUUUCUCCCCCAUUUUGAACAACGAAAUGUAAAUGAUGACUUUUUUGGUUGGUUGGAAGUGCUUAAAUUUAUUCUAUAACUAGUUUGGUUUCAAAUGUACUAUAUUUAUGUACUUCCACAGAACGAUUUAAUCAGGCAGUGUUGUCAGUUGAUUCCCCUCCUCCUCCUCCUCCUCUCUCUUCCCUUUCUGUUCAAAAAUUUGUUGGGAAAUUGAUUCAUUUUUCCCUUUUUAGAGAAUGCUGAGAAAGGUGGUUUGGUUUGAUGUAGAAACACAGAAUCUGACAUUUAUU